Molecule: messenger RNA, 2013 nt
Organism: Candidozyma pseudohaemuli
Lineage: Eukaryota; Fungi; Ascomycota; Pichiomycetes; Serinales; Metschnikowiaceae
Gene: VRP1
Product: Vrp1p
Exons: 1
Coding region: 1-2013 (670 amino acids)
Molecular function (GO): actin binding
Source: RefSeq, a predicted model, not a curated record
AUGCCUAAAGGCAGAGACGCCCUUUUGGGCGAUAUCCGUAAAGGCGCCAACUUGAAGAAAGCUACAACUGUCGAUAAGUCAGGCCCCCUUUUGGGUUCAGGGGGCUCCAGCGCCGCCACGCCGGGUUUUCUGCUGCCCCUGCCGGCACCAACGUCGCUGCCGGCGCCGCUGGGUGCUCCUGCUCCGCCGCAAUUGGGUGACCUAUUCCUGGGUGGCAUGCCCAAGUUGAAGUCCGUCAAGGACAACCGCUCGGGGAUCGUGCCGCUGGCGCCGCCACCGGUGCCGCCUACGCUGGCGCCCAAAUCGCCUGCUCCGCCGGAAACUGCCGCCCCGGCCGUGCCGAAAAUGCCCUCGUCCAGGCCUCUGAAGACCCCGGCCGUGCCUAAAUCAACGCCUGCUCCUCCGUCAGCAGCGCCUCCGAUCCCGUCGUCGCCGCCGCCCGUGCCGGGAUCCACCUCGUCGCUUCAGGUGCCCAAGGCGCCGCCCAGACCGUCGAAAAAGGGCCACCUCAAGCUGGCCUCUGUCAGCUCCGUCAGCUCGGUAGAACUGGCUGCCCUGAACAGGGGUCCUCCUCCGGUACCCUCUGCUCCACCGCCAACGGCAGCGCCUCCCGUGCCUUCAGCGCCUCCACCGGUCCCCUCGGCGCCUCCUCCACCCACAAUGGCUCCCAAGGCUCCGCUGGCGCCCAAGGACUCUGGGGCUCCUGCUGCUCCGCUGCCUCCGCCAGGCGGCCUCCCGUUUUUGAGCGAAAUCAACGCCAAAAGAAACGACUCGCAUGUGGUGGACAACGCCGGCGGCUCGGCCCCUUCAGCGCCUUCUUCUCGGCCCAAAGCGGCACACAAGGGUCCUCCAGCUUCCUCGGCUCCUCCGAUCCCAUCGGCUCCACCACCAGUGCCUUCGGCACCUACGCCUCCCGUGCCGCUGGCGCCUCCUCCACCCACGCUGGCGCCAAAACCGCCUUCUUCAGGCCCUCCCAAACCGCCUGCGUCAGGGCCUCCAAAAUUGCCUACUUCGGCGCCUCCACCACCUACAAACCUGGCGCCUCCACCGCCUCCGCUGAUUCCUCCACCGCCGCUGCUUCUGCUGAGCAAACCGUCGUCGAAAUUAGACGCUCCCAAGGCUCCUGCCUUGCCAGGCGGAUCGCUUCCGUUCUUGGACCAGAUCAACGCAAAGAGAAACGACUCCACCGUGGUCGACGGCACCUCGAGCUACUCCACAUACAACCUGGAGGCCUCCACGCCGCAGCUGUCUACGCCUAAACCACCGUCGGGAGCUCCUCCAAUCCCUCUGAGCGUGCCAAAACCACCUACAUCGUCGGUUCCCAAACCACCUACAUCGUCAGCACCAAAGGCGCCUGCGUCUUCUGCUCCAGAACCGCCGUCCGGCCCGGCUCCGUCGUUCUUGGACCAGCUCAAUGCCAGAAACAAGGCCCAGACGUCAAAGUCUCCAGCACCCUCGGCUGCUCCGCCAAUUCCACAAUCGCUGGCUCCUUCGGCGCCUUCACAGGCUCCUCCAACCCCCCAGGCGCCGCCAGUGCCCACAUCGUUGCCUCCAACGCCUCUGGCUCCUUCACAGGCACCACCUACGCCGCUGAUUCCAACGCAGGCGCCUCCACCUCCAAGAGCUCCUUCGCCUCCUCUGGCUCCACCGCCACUGCUGUUUCCUCCACCUCCUCUGGCUUCUCUGGCGCCUCUGGCUCCAUCGCUACCGAAGCAGACUCCUCCUGCUCCAUCGUCAUACAAACCCAAAAAGGCAGCACCUCCGCCGCCGCCAAGCACCAUGGAGCAGCAGCAGUCAACGGGCCAGAAUCUCCGGAAAAUCUCUGCGCUGGACUACACCAUCAACACGCAGCAGAGAAACGGAAGCAGUUCAGAAAGAUUGGUUAUCGAGGACACGAGGUUCAAGUGGGUUAACAGCGACGCUUUGCCUAAUCCUCGUCGUUUUGAGCGCAAGGAAAAGCUCUACCCUAGUGGUAGAGGGUCCUCUGUGCCUCUUGACCUUCUGUUGUUUUAG